Exaiptasia diaphana is the source of this 2633-nucleotide messenger RNA. RefSeq names its product FGFR1 oncogene partner 2 homolog. NCBI's taxonomy places the organism in Eukaryota, Metazoa, Cnidaria, Anthozoa, Actiniaria, Aiptasiidae. The transcript is spliced from 4 exons. Bases 96 to 662 code for a protein of 188 amino acids. The record is from RefSeq and is a predicted model, not a curated record.
CUCCAAGAUGGCGGCCAAACGGUAGUCGCUCUUUUCUGUCAGAAAGUAUUCAAGGGUUUGACGGUGAUAUUUCUUACGACGACUUCAAAUUGAACAUGGAACAGCUUCUUACGGAUGCGAAGCGACUUGUUAAGAAUCUAAGAGAUCAAGAAUCGACUUGUGAUUCGAUUCUUCGAGAUGCAUCUACUCUUAACAUGAAGAUGGAUGCCUACAAGCAGUUAAGAGAAGAAGUAACUGAGCUAAAUAAGGUCGCUAACCACAGACCAAGAAGUACCUUAAUUCUAGGGAGCGAAGAAGAGAAUGCCAGAAUACGGGAACUGCAGCAAGAGAAUAUUGAAUUACAGACUUCUCUUGCAGAAUAUCAAUCGGCCUUAGAACUGAUCAUGGCUAAAUAUAGAGACCAGGUACUUAGUCUGGUCAAAACUAACCAGAUAGAGUCAGACUGUACUGUAGCAUUAAAUAAUUAUAAGGAGCUUCAAGCCAAAGCAGAAAGAAUUUGUGAAAUGGCAGCAGUGAUGUCUAAAGCAAUAUCCAUUGAUGACAAUGCUGUACARGCAGAAGAGGAAAGAAUAGCUCGCUUGGAGAUUGAAAAUCGUGGUUURAGAGAAUUACUAAGAAUAAGUGGGGUUUCAGAGAAUGACUUUGAAAAAUGCAAAAAUUGAAUUUCAGGUAGAGAACUUUGAGCACUAGAAGUGUGUAAAUGCMUUGCGCUUUAGUGGUAAAUYUGAGUACAAUUGCGGUAAUUCUGUACAGAAGUUUCGUUAGUCUGUAGGAUGUAUUCUUGGUGUGCAACCACAUGACCAGGAAUCUCCUAGAACAAAUCWAUUGCUGCAUGUUGGAUGAAUGAACAAGAGAAGCUUAUAAGUAACGCUUUGUGACAUUCGUCCAACAUGGCAGCGAUAACGUAACUUGCACGCCAAGAAUUCUGUGUCCAUUUCACUGCACUGCGCACUAGACUCAUCCACAGGUAUCACAAAGAGUCGCGGGUUUCCUGUGUUUUUGCUAUCAGCCAGAAGAGGGAGAGUGAGAGCGAGAGAGGGAAGGCACUAGUCCCUAGCGGGCAAUUGGACUUUGACAAAGGAAGCCCAAAGGGUGAAAAAAAAAAACGUUGCCUGGCGAGGAAGUUUAGCAGUGCCGUACAAAUCCUACGAAAAAAGGAAGAAGCUAAGCAUGGCAGUAAUUGGCAUGAUGAUUGGCAUUGGAUUCAGCGUGUCUAAUGUUCUGCGACUAUUUUUUUUUUUUUUUUUUGUGGCUCGAUCCAUUUGUUGCUUUUUGAUCUUGUCAAAGGUUUAUGUUUUGUACAUAAUACAUUAAAUGUUAUCAAGAAAAAUGUAGGCGCCCUCCAUCCGAGACAUGGGGUGUGGGAUCAGGGAUAAGCGUUAUUUUGGGAUCAGGGAUCAGAGUGUUUGCUUUGGGAUCAGGAUCACAAGUUACUUUGUUCGGCCUGAAAAUUUUCAAUUAUGGAUGCAUGUGAUCAAAUAUGAACAAAAAUUACAAUUUAAUCAGGGAUUACAAUUUUGGUCAAUUAACGGGAUCACCAGUAAAAAAAGCUCUUGGAGGAACAAUCAGUCUUACAAACUGACAGAACUUGCAGACUAAUCGGGUAAGAUUAGAAAAUUGGGCUUUUUGUUUUUACUUGUUUUCUUAUUGGUUUGCUUUUCGUUUUUUUGUUUUGUUUGCUUUUGAAGUCUCUGACAAAAAUUGUGUCUCAAAUGCAUAUGACAUAACAAGGAAGUGUAUUGAAAACAAGGAAGUAAGAAAAAAGGUAUUUUACGACAUAAUUUGCUUUCAUAUGUAAUGAUAUGAUCAAUAGAAUAUUGCAUGGUCGCUUGGAGAUACGAAUUUUAUCUUCUCGUAUUGAAAAUCUACGUUCACUCGUGAGAGAUCUUUUCUCGUAUUGAAAAUCUACGUUCACUCGUGAGAGAUCUUUUCAACACUCGAAGAUAAAAUCCGUAUCCCCGCGCGCCCAUGUAAUAUCCUCUAUAUAUUAAAUACAACGCGAAUUUUAAUGUACACACAGACAAAAAGAAAAGCUGGUAAAAACUCGGUUCGCACGCAAAGCUUGAUUUUCAAAUGUGUUAUAUUUUUCUUUCUUUAUAAACGUUUUCUAAAAAGAAGGACCUAAUCACUACACCUUUCUUUUGACUUCCAAACCCUCCUUUUGUGUCUAUUCUUUUAUGUCACUAAAAUUAAUUAAAGCUAGGAAAAGAUUUCUUUGUACUCAGCCCAAUUUGCAAUUCUAAUCAGAUGACGCUUGCGUGACAUUUUGACAAAUACAAAACACUCUCUGAAAAAGCCAUUCAGAAAUUCUAUUGUAGAAAAAUAUUGAAUAGAUUGUUUUGAAUUUUGCCCGGAUAUUUUGGCCAUCACUCGAAAGCUUCUAAGUGUUUUCAAAAGGCAUCCGUGUUCAUUCGUAGAUAAUCUUUGUUGUUUUUAUUUUUCGUCGAAUAAUGGAAAAACAUUGAAGCUACCCAUAUUUAGAACUAACACUACACGGACAAAUAACAAAACAUUCCUAGGUAACUACAUUAUAUGAUAAAAGAAAUACCUCUGCAAAAUAGAUAUAACUGACUAGAAACCCUGUUGCAGUUCAUGUGGUUUGAAAAGAUAUUAAAAUUUAAAGAAAUUUUGGA